GAAGGGGCGGGGCGAAAGGAGUGGUCGCGGGAAACUCGGCUGAUCCAGUCCGAUUGUUGCGCCCUUUGCCCCAGUUGAGUAUUCCGAGCCAGUCGCUGGAAUCUGAGCGGCCCUGCGAGACACCAAGGCGCCGUCCCACCCGGGCCUGGGCCCUGCUCCCUGCCCAGAGGUCCCCCUUCACCUCCUUCGGGCCUGGCCAUGCUGCCCAACACAGGGAAGUUGGCAGGAUGCACUCUCUUUAUCACAGGUGCAAGCCGUGGCAUUGGAAAAGCGAUUGCCUUGAAGGCGGCAAAGGAUGGGGCAAACAUUGUGAUAGCUGCUAAGACGGGAGUGCCGCAUCGCACUCUUCCAGGAACAAUCUACACUGCUGCAGAAGAAAUUGAAAAAGCUGGAGGAAAGGCUUUACCAUGUAUUGUUAAUGUCAGAGAAGAAGAUCAAAUUAUUGAUGCAGUGGACCAGGCUGUUCAGAAAUUUGGAGGGAUAGAUGUUCUUGUGAACAAUGCAAGUGCUAUCUCUUUAACUGGCACGCUGGAAACACCUACGAAAAAAGUGGAUCUUAUGAUGAGUGCCAACACAAGGGGAACCUACCUCACAUCUAAAAUAUGCCUCCCUUAUUUGAGAAAGAGUAAGAUUGGCCAUAUCCUUAAUAUCAGCCCACCAAUAAAUUUAAAUCCUAUCUGGUUCAAAAAUCACUGUGCUUAUACCAUUUCUAAAUAUGGAAUGUCCAUGUGCGUGCUGGGAAUGGCAGAAGAAUUUAGAGGAGAAGUUGCAGUUAACGCACUAUGGCCUCAAACAGCUAUAUAUACCUCUGCAAUGGAUAUGUUGGGAGGAGCUGGUGUGGAGAAACAGUGCAGGAAAACAGAUAUUCUAGCAGAUGCUGCAUACUGCAUUUUAACAAAGUCCAAAAGUUUCACCGGAAAUUUUGUUAUUGAUGAAAAUCUGUUGAGAGAAGAAGGAAUUAAGAAUUUUGAUGUAUAUGCAGUUUCCCCAGGUCACCCUUUGCUACCAGAUUUCUUUUUAGAUGUGGAUCCUGAUACACUAGCAAUGAAAAUGGAAGCACAAGGCGUUUCUCCAACCUUCAGAGAAGGAAAAAAACAAGAGGCAGCCAAGCAUGACAUUUCUGACAAAACUAAACCUGAAGGUCCUGAGAGAGGCAAGCAUCAUGUGCAUUUUGCUUCAGAGAACUCAACGGGGCCUGUAGCAGAAACAUUUAAAAUUAUAAAAAGUGCAAUCAGUGACGACGUUGUAAAGUCAACUCAAGGAGUUUAUCGGUUUGAAUUAUCUGGUGAAGAAGGAGGAACAUGGUAUAUUGAUCUUAAAAACAAAGGUGGCAGUGCAGGAAGUGGAGACCCACCUGGAAAAGUUGAUGUGAUUAUGAGCAUGUCCAGUACUGACUUUGUAAAAAUGUUUUCAGGCAAACUAAAGCCAACCAUGGCUUUUAUGUCUGGAAAGCUGACAAUCAAGGGUGACAUGGCCUUAGCAAUCAAAUUGGAAAGACUGAUGGGUCAGUUUAAUGCCAAAAUGUGACAAUAAAAGGGUGAUUUAUAUGUCACAUUGAUCUUUCAAUAAAUAUGCUAUGCUUUGCUGUUUGAAGACAAUAAUCCUUGCUCUGGUUUAAAAUAUUAUGAUUUAAUAUAUACCUUCCUGAAUACAUGACAUUUUAUACGAUAAUUGCAUCCAUUUUAACUUGAUUUACUUGGAAUGAGAUCCUGUUGAUUAAAGUGAGGCGUAUUUCAUAGGAAGUGUGUUUAGGAUCAGUGUGGAAUGUAUCAUCUUCUAUGAAUCACCAUCAGUUUGCAGAAGAACAUUCACUCAUGUUGGUGAGGCCAUGAACCCCCAUUUUAGCUUAGAAAAUAUUGCCAUUUUCCUUUUCAUGAGAUCUCCAUAUUUCAGUCUUUCCAAGGUAUGGAUAAGUUGCACUGAUUUGGCGUUAGCUGUGAGCUAGGCCUUCAUUUCCAAGGAGGGAAACUUGAUCCUUCGUUCUGUUUUUUUGAAACCCCAACCUAGAGUUGUAAACCUUCAUAUCCUGUAGAAUCAUUUGGUUUGAAAGUCCAUUGACUUCAGUGGAGUACAUCAGAGUAAAAUGGAAAAUGAAUCACCACUAUGACACUUCUAUCUUUUUAUUUCCCAGUAAUGAUGCUUUGCAACAUUUUUAAUUUUUUUUAAAAAUCUACAUAGCUUUUAGUUACAGAAUUAAUUUUUUCUUUAAGAGUUUUUAACCCAACCUCAGGUGCUCAAGGAUUUUUUAAGGGACAGAUAUUUGCCUUACAGCAGAAUCCUAACCAUGUCUGUGCAGAAAUAAGUGCCUGUAAGAUUGUCUCAGAAAGUAGCAUUGUAGAAUAAAAUAUUUUUCAAUAUGUUUGCUGCUGUGAAAACUCAGAUCCAGCCAAAGUGUAUUUAGAAAGAUAGUUCAAAUAAAAUGCAUCUGUGUGUGACAA
Messenger RNA from Rhineura floridana, 2438 nucleotides. It is a transcript of the gene HSDL2, whose product is annotated as hydroxysteroid dehydrogenase like 2. Gene Ontology annotation, cellular component: mitochondrion. The record is from RefSeq and is a predicted model, not a curated record. Bases 199 to 1527 code for a protein of 442 amino acids. The transcript is spliced from 11 exons. Lineage: Eukaryota; Metazoa; Chordata; Lepidosauria; Squamata; Rhineuridae.